AGAAACAAGUUAUUGAAUUGCUUUAGGGGGAACCCCACCACGACUUGGCUUUCACAAGCUAAUUGAAAUUUGCGAUCGCAUCGGGACGUACUGUGGCCAACGCGGAUCUUUGAAUUGAUUAUCCGUGUAAAAAAUGGCUAAUCAAACAGAAUCGACGACAAAACUGCUCAGCGAAGCAAUACCUUUGGUUAUCCUUGGCGUUUUAAUUACGUUGGAAAAUCUCCUGGUCUGCUUUCUGGUGUAUCGCUUCCGCAAAUUGCGAACUUUCACAAACGGUUUUAUAGUGUCUUUGGCUCUUUCAGAUAUCCUCUUUGGUGCUGUGUUAAUUCCAGUGAACAUAGCGGACCAAUCCAACCCUGCCAAUGGAUAUCUGGUGUCGCUUAUUCUUUUCGCGAACGUUACCAAUUUAUUUGCGGUAACGCUGGACCGCUAUUUGGCCGUUAUGAACUCGCUGCGAUAUUCUUACACGAUGACUAGACAUUUUGUCAAAAUCUUGCUCACGGCCUGGAUUUUACCCAUUCCACUGAGCCUUCUACCGUUGAUCUGGGACAACGAGAAAGGUACAACUGCAGAAAAAGUCUAUCUGUUCUUCAUUGUAGGCGGUGUUGUAGUUCCUUACAUUUUCAUCCUGUUCGCCUACAUCAAGAUCUUCCGUGAAGUCGCGCGACAGGUAAAGAACCUUGCAAAACUUGCAACUUACGAUAAUCAACAACAGACUGCUCGUGAAGGUAAACGAGUCACUGGCGAGGGGCGCGUCGCUAGAGUUUUCGCUAUGAUAGCAGGUAUCUUCGUUAUAAGCUGGAUGCCUGUGUUCUUCAUGACCGCCGCGGAUGCUUUACAAAGAGACGAUAUCAUUCCACCUGUACUCUGGACAGUUUCGUGGUACACCAUGACAGCAGGGUCGCUGUUGAACGCCGCGGUGUAUGCGUUUUUCAAGCGCGACUUUAGGAACGCGUUUCUGCGUCUUUUCCGAUGCCGCACGGUUUCUUUCGAUCGACAUGGUUCUGAGGAGGCUAUUUCAGGCACAUCACUGAACUAAACGAUAUAUUGGCGGUUUUGCUUUUAGAUUACUAAUUGUCCUGCUGUUUUUUUCCUUUCGAAUUUGAUAUGUCACUACGACUUGAUAUCAAUAACUCGUUUGGUUUUUUGCGACCAGGGUGGCAUAAAUCUUUAAAAAGUCUUGUUUUUUUCUUUCCAGAAAAGAGAAAAAUUGAAAUAUUUGUGUUACAGUUUUUGACUGGGCUGGUGACACCUUGAUUCCCCAUAAAGCUUUUAUGAAAUGAAUUUAAAACUCAAUAUGAAUUGUGAUUUACUUUGAAAUCAUUCGUGUUUUAGAUAAUCAUAAGGAAAAUACAGUUAGAAGCCUACAUAUUGGCACGAUUUCUUUAAAAAAAGAAAUACAAUUGCGAAAUCCUAGAUAGCUUUUCAUUUUUGUAAAGAGUAUUUAAAAAGCCUGUUAAAUAGCGUUUGAACUGACAUUUUGGUAAAAUUCGCUAGAAUAUUAAAAUCUGUAAUGUCAACUGUAGCUAAACUACAAAAGAACCGCC
Messenger RNA from Pocillopora damicornis (cauliflower coral), 1547 nucleotides. RefSeq names its product histamine H2 receptor. The record is from RefSeq and is a predicted model, not a curated record. Gene Ontology annotation, molecular function: G protein-coupled receptor activity. Gene Ontology annotation, cellular component: plasma membrane. Gene Ontology annotation, biological process: G protein-coupled receptor signaling pathway. NCBI's taxonomy places the organism in Eukaryota, Metazoa, Cnidaria, Anthozoa, Scleractinia, Pocilloporidae.